AUGUCGGGUUUUAUAAAACCCGGUUUAUCAGCUGGAAUGGCUUAUGGAAAUGGUGGUAAUCAAUCUGUUAUUGACAGAGUAUUACCGGAUAUGUUAGAAAUGACACCAAAAUAUUGGCAUCAAUUUCCAGCAUUAAAUCCAAUAUGGCAACAAGUACUUGGUUCAUUAGUUAUGGUUCUUUGUUGUAUAUCAUUAACUGGAAAUUCAAUGGUUAUGUAUAUUUUUGCAACAACAAAAUCACUACGUACACCUUCAAAUUUAUUUAUCAUAAAUCUUGCAUUUUUUGAUUUUUGUAUGAUGUUUUUUAUGGCUGCUCCAAUGGCAAUUAAUUCUUAUUAUGGUACAUGGAUAUUUGGUCCUAUGGCUUGUGAUAUAUAUGGUGCAAUUGGAUCAUUAUGUGGUUGUGGAUCAAUAUACACAAUGACAAUGAUAGCAUUUGAUAGAUACAAUGUCAUUGUAAAAGGUUUAUCAGCAAAGCCAUUAACAAUAGCAGGUGCUUUACAUAGAAUUUUUUGGAUAUGGGCAUUAUCAUUAGCAUGGACAAUAACUCCAUUUUUUGGCUGGGGAAAAUAUUCACCAGAAGGAAAUUUAACAGCAUGUGGUACUGAUUAUCUUGCUAAAGAUUUUAGUUCAAGAUCUUAUGUAUUUAUAUAUUCAGUUGGUUCAUGGGCUGUUCCAUUGGUGUUAAUAUGUUAUUCGUAUUAUUAUAUAUUAUCAGCAGUAUCAGCUCAUGAAAAAAAUAUGCGUGAACAAGCUAAAAAAAUGAAUGUUGCAUCAUUAAGAUCAUCAGAUAAUCAAAAUACAAAUGCUGAAGCUAAGUUAGCUAAAGUUGCAUUGAUGACAAUUAGCUUGUGGUUUAUGGCUUGGACACCAUAUUUAGUUAUAAAUGUUGUUGGUGUUUUUGAGCUACCAAUAUUAACACCACUUUUUACAAUAUGGGGAUUAAUAUUUGCCAAAGCAAAUUCUGUUUAUAAUCCAAUUGUCUAUGCCAUAAGUCAUCCAAAAUAUCGUGCUGCUUUGAAUGAAAGAUUUCCAAAGUUAUUUUCCGAAAAAACUAAAGCUACAUUGACUAGUGAUGCUACAUCUGCAACAACUGCAGUUAGCAGUGAAGAAAGAGCUUAAAUUCAAUGAUAAAUUUAAAAAAUAUUUAAAAAAUUUAUUGCUACAUCGGAUGAUUAUUGAUUCUGGUAGUAAUAUAUAUAUAAUUCUUCUGUUUUUAAAUUAUCAAUGACACCCCAAUACUCCAUUUACAAAUGAAAAAAAUUUAUACAUAUUCUGUAUAUAAAAAAAAAAAAAAAUAAAAAAAAAUAAAAAGCAUUGAAAUCACCACUUUCAAUGCAAAAUAAAAUUUAAUUUAAAUUUAAAAAAUUGAUUAUAUAGUUGAUUGAAAAAUUAAAUAAUGUACAGUAUUUCAAAAAAUAAAAAAAAAAAAGUGAAAAAAAAUUAUAAUAAUUUUAAUUUAAUUACAGGUAAAACGAAACAAAAAAAAAAAAGGUAAAAUAAAUGAAAAAAAAAAUUUCAACAAUGUGAAUUUAUAUUUUACGUAAUAUAUUCACAAAAGGAUAAUGUUUAAUUGAAUUAUUUAAAUAACAUUAAAGAUGUAUAUUUAUAAAUAAAUUGACCUAAUUUUUUUGUUUUUUUUUUUUUUAUUAUUAUUUCUUUGUCGAAAAAAAAAAAAAAAAUAUAAAAUAGUAAUCAGCAAUAUUCAUAAGCAACUAUGAUAUUUUAUUUGAAACAACAAAAUAAAUAAUUUAACAUAUUAAAUAAAC
This is a messenger RNA of Aphidius gifuensis, 1769 nucleotides long. Its product is annotated as rhodopsin-like. Gene Ontology annotation, biological process: phototransduction; G protein-coupled receptor signaling pathway; visual perception. Gene Ontology annotation, cellular component: membrane. The coding region runs from base 1 to 1122 and encodes 373 amino acids. The record is from RefSeq and is a predicted model, not a curated record. Gene Ontology annotation, molecular function: G protein-coupled receptor activity. The transcript has 4 exons. NCBI's taxonomy places the organism in Eukaryota, Metazoa, Arthropoda, Insecta, Hymenoptera, Braconidae.